Messenger RNA from Sebastes umbrosus (honeycomb rockfish), 2553 nucleotides. RefSeq names its product hepatoma-derived growth factor-like. The record is from RefSeq and is a predicted model, not a curated record. Gene Ontology annotation, molecular function: double-stranded DNA binding; transcription coregulator activity. Bases 137 to 805 code for a protein of 222 amino acids. Gene Ontology annotation, biological process: regulation of transcription by RNA polymerase II. Gene Ontology annotation, cellular component: nucleus. The transcript has 6 exons. Lineage: Eukaryota; Metazoa; Chordata; Actinopteri; Perciformes; Sebastidae.
UGGAUGAUAAACCGACAGCUUGAGGCUUGUUUAGCAGCAGGUGUUUGUUGAACCAAACCGGAACACUGUUGAGCCACAUUAAAACUGUGUUUUUAAUUCAUAUUAUUAUUAUCUGGACAUAGCAAAGCCAAGAAACAUGCCGAGGUCCAACAGGCAACGAGAAUACAAACCUGGAGAUCUUGUGUUUGCUAAAAUGAAGGGGUAUCCGCACUGGCCUGCGAGGAUUGAUGAGUUACCCGAAGGAGCCGUGAAGUCCCCCUCAAACAAGUACCAGGUUUUCUUUUUUGGGACGCAUGAGACGGCGUUCCUGGGGGCCAAGGAUUUGUGCCCAUAUGAUGAAAAUAAGGAGAAGUUUGGAAAAGCAAACAAGAGGAAAGGCUUCGCUGAGGGACUCUGGGAGAUUGAGAACAACCCCACCGUCACGCAUGACAGCGAGACUUCGAAGAAGGACAACGCGUCAGAAGGAGCAGGGGAUACAGGGGGCUCUGAGAAAGCUGAUGCCGAGGGCAGCAGUGAUGAGGAUGAAGGGGCCCUGGUCAUCGACGAGAAGAACGAGAGGGGAGGAGCUAAACGUAAAGCAGAGGAGUCCACAGAGGCAUCACCCAAGCGGCCGAAGGAUACAGAGGGAGAAGGGGAUCCUAAAGUAGACCACAACAAGUCUAAUGCGGAGGCCAAGCUCAACGAUGUGGCUGGACCCAAGGCAACUGCUCCCUCCUCACAGAGCGAGUCGAAAGCAGAGGCCCAGGAAACCGCUCCAGCAGGAGGCAAGCUAACGGCAGAUAAGCCUGUGACAGACAGCGCUUAACGUCAACUCUCAGAAGAAAACCAAGAAACUCUGACGCUUUUCUCUGGAAUUUCAGCAUCAACAUGAUUACCUGCAGGAUGCCAGAUUUCAGCUGUUUAAUUAAUAGGAGAAUUUUAAAAACCUAAGUGUUUGUAUUGAGAGACAAACAAAUCCUCAUUUGCCAUUUUUGGGAUAUCAUAUAUCCCAGAAACAAAAAAGUUUGCUAAUCUGAUUUCAAACAAUUGAACUGAGCACUUUAAGGCUCAUUUAUAAAUGGGAUUUUUGGUGUGUAUAUAUUUUUUAUUUCUAAGUGCAAUUACAUAAUUACAAAGACUGAAUGCUAGGUGUCAAAAACAUUUUUUUCAGUUCAGAGGGAAUAAACACUGAAUAUAUAGUAAAUAAAAAAAGGAGAACAUUUAAACCACAAAAAAAGAUAAAUCCUCCCAUUUGAUGGUUUUAAAACAUAGAUAUUGUACAGGAAUAAGAACAAAUUUUCACCCAUGCUCUCAGCUUUGGUUCACAAAUUAAAUGUUUUACUUUCAUUUGUUUCACCUAGCUUAUCAGCCUCAUCUUACAUCAUAUUAAACCAUAUACGUAUAUUCAGUCAUGAGUUGCACUUUCAGAAUUAGUUUUUCCUCUGCCCCAUUAAUCAUCGUAUAGCUCACUGUAUGAUGUUUUUAUGCAACGCAGGUUUUGUUGCUUUGGUGUAGUGAAUGCUUCAUUGCAGGUGACCAAAUUUCUGUGAUUCAUUUCACCAGAUUGAAUAUGUAAAGCCCAUUUGAGAAGAACUAUUGCAGGAUUAAAACAGCUACUUUGUAAACCCCUCUGUACCUUUCUUCAGCUGAUGAUUGUUGAUUAUUGAAAGCAGAAAGACAUUCCUGAAUGUUGUCGUGUCGGAGCGCGGUCUUGAAACUUUGGUGCAGGUGGAGCUGUGAGGGUAAAAGUUAUUCGUCGCCACUUUUUCUGGAGAAAUUAUCUGGCAAAUUCUUUCAAAUCCAUCAACUCAACUAUCAAUUUCACGUUAUUACAAGUUCUAAUUAAGCCCACGUUAACGCUGCCAAUGCUUGAUACUUAAGAACACUUAAAUGCAUUCAGUAAUUGAUCGUACCAAAUAUAUUUCCUUUCUGUCUUUCUACACAAAUUGUGAUUUUUUUGGGAAGAAAUUAAAUUGAGAAGAAUCUACAGAAUGAACCAUCUGUAAAACUUUUUGGUUUCUCUUUAACUGGAAUAUGAGUCUGUUUUACUUCAAUGGUCUUAUUAUUUUGGCUGUGAAACAAAGUUGUGAUGUUUUAAAGAUGUGUUUUAUUUUGACUUUUGUUUAGACGACAUGUUCAAAAUGUGGUGUUUGUUAUUUUCCACUAUAAUAGGUAAUUUUUGUUAAGGUUCAAAGUGUUUUUUUGUAAUGCUGGGCCUGCUCACCAUGUUACUUGGAUGUCAUUGUCAUCGCUUUAGUGUUCUUUCCUGUAUUUGGCAACAUGAACCCACAGUUAAUCAAAUUUAUAAUAAUGUAUCUCAGCUUUUAAAGUGGAAAUAACUCUGACUGCUGUGCCUAAAAUGACGUUAACAUACCACUGAUUUCAAACUAUAAAAUGGUCAAAGUGGCCCUCUAAAGUCUGGAGUUGAUUCCAAGGGUGUGAUUUGGCAUUAUGGUGUAAUUCUUGGUUACGCUUUUUCUCUUUUAGUUUCAGAAGCUGUCAUUCAUCUUCAUCUGCUGCUUAGUUUACUGUUGUAGUUGCCAGUCCAUUUAAUAAACAUGUUGAUUACAAAAA